CCCCAGCAGCAGCGCCUCCUCAGAGUAGUAGGCCUCGCCUUUCGGCCCUAGGCCGUGGCUCCCUGAAGAAGGGAAGGGAGCGGCUCCACUGACCGGAGGAAGCCUCCCUGCGGCCCCUGAGAGGAGGAGCGGAGGCGGAGCCACGCAAAGCCCGGGGGCGCCGAGUCGGGAGGGAAGCGAGGCCUCCGCCGCCCAGUGCUGGCUGGUGCCCACUCCCGCCAGAGGGCCUAGGGCGGGCGAGGAGGGGAUGCUGCCGAGCGGCCCUCUGGAGGAGCGGUUGAGGGAGGCCGCAGCCCUGGGCGACCUGGAGGAGGUGCAGGCGCUGGUCGGCCAGGGGGCCCAGGUGGAUGCCCCCAACGAAGUCAAUGGCUGGACUUGUUUGCAUUGGGCUUGCAAACGGAACCACAUUGAAGUGGUUGCUUACUUGUUGGAUUCUGGAGCCAAUAAGGAGAUUUUCACAGUUAAUGGCGAGCUGGCAGCACAUUUAACGUCAAAGAAAGAAAUCAGAAUGCUUCUAGGAGAAUGUGACAAUCAAGAAAUGAAUCACUUAAAGCUGCCAGUCAGUGCAAAUGAUGUGACCAACCCACUAUUGUGUGCAAACAAGGAAGGAAGGGACAGUGUCCUUGACACUCCAUCACCAUCUGAGGAUACCAGAACCAUUGUCACUUGCUUACCUGAGGGCAAAUCUAACACUUGCUUAUCGACAAUUCAAACUGAAGAUGUGUGCCCAACCUUCUCCAUGCACAGUGAAGACUACUACAAAGAGGACUUCACUUCUCCCAUCAAUGCAGAAGCUACAGCAUGCAUGACACCUCCAGUCCAGGGCUGCCCUGUUUACCCCUCUCCUGCAAGUCACAACAGAGUCCUCUUCAGCUCAGCUGCAUCUCAACAUGUACCUCAGCAAGCAAAUGGCUCCUGCACAGGCAAUACAGAGCCCUUACAGCCACUGCUUCUCACAGGAAACUUCCCAUAUAAUACACAAGAAUUAGUGCUCAAAGUAAGAGUUCAGAAUCCUAAGGAGAAUGACUUCAUUGAAGUUGAGCUGGACAGACAAGAGUUGACAUACCAGGACCUGCUCAGAGUGAGUUGCUGUGAACUGGGUAUUAAUCCUGAGCAAGUGGAGAAGAUCAGAAAGCUACCCAAUACUCUGGUAAGAAAGGAUAAAGAUGUUUCCAGGCUUCAAGAUUUUCAAGAGCUGGAACUAGUACUGGAGCGAAGCAUCAGUUCUCCAUUCAGAAAUCCAUCAGCACCAACAGCGAUGGACAUACCCUACUACAACACUAAAGCUGCAAAACUAACAUACUGAAGAUUAACAGGCAGUGACUAAAUAUAUUUAAAAGUUUUAAGUUCAUGUUAAUUUAUUUUUACUAGUAAUUAUAUUUAUAUAUUGGUAUUUUCAGCUAAAAUACAUUUGAAAUAUUUAUAUUUGUCAGUUUUUGUUGAGUAGAAGGAAAGGCCCAUACAGCUCAAGCACUUUAGCAGUUUCAUAUGCAAGCACAGAUGGAAAAAAGUGUUUUGUGGGAGAAGCAAUCAUUUUCCGAAUUUCUCUCAGGCAACUGGACUGAGAUUCCUGCCUAAAAUACAUUAUGUUACAAAUAGCUGCUAGUGCUUUUAAUAGUUGUAGUAGUAGAAGUAGUGUUAGGUAACUUAUUUAUGUUAAUAACAUGAAGGCAGACAAUUAACUGAAAACAAAAGAAAGCACAUUAGAAGGUGAAAAAUCUUCAGUAUUGUUCUCCUGAUAUAUGAUCUUCAUCCCAAGAACCGUAACAACACUGUAACAACACCUUUAUUUUACCUUUUCUCCCAAGUAGUAUGAGAAUAGUUUCAAUGUUAACUGCCGUUAUACAGCUUUUGUAAGAAAAUCCCAUCUGGAAAAUUUCCUGAAAUUACCAAUUGUGCUACCACAAUCAAGUUUACUGUUGUAUACAAUUUAAACAUGCGCUGAAGAGAUUAUAUAAGUAUGCUGACAAUGGACCAGAUCUAUGCAUUUAGAAAAUUAUUUUUGUAGCUUUGUUAAAAAAGGGGGGAAGGGGGCGGCGGCUAUGAAGCAAGCUAAACAAAUAGUAAUUGUAUUUCUGUAAUUUGUUAUCCUGUAAAUAAGAUGGCAAACCUUUGGAACAGUACUUCUUGUAUUACCUAAUUGUAACAGGCUAAAUAAUGUAUUAAAGUAUUUUUAAUAAACCUAAAGUUUUGUUUUA
Sceloporus undulatus (fence lizard) is the source of this 2198-nucleotide messenger RNA. Its product is annotated as ankyrin repeat domain-containing protein 40-like. Bases 248 to 1306 code for a protein of 352 amino acids. Gene Ontology annotation, molecular function: protein binding. The record is from RefSeq and is a predicted model, not a curated record. NCBI's taxonomy places the organism in Eukaryota, Metazoa, Chordata, Lepidosauria, Squamata, Phrynosomatidae. The transcript is spliced from 5 exons.